Messenger RNA from Fusarium vanettenii 77-13-4, 4187 nucleotides. RefSeq lists its product as uncharacterized. Gene Ontology annotation, biological process: transmembrane transport. The record is from RefSeq and is a predicted model, not a curated record. The coding region runs from base 1 to 4185 and encodes 1394 amino acids. The transcript has 5 exons. Gene Ontology annotation, molecular function: ATP binding; ABC-type transporter activity; ATP hydrolysis activity. Gene Ontology annotation, cellular component: membrane. NCBI's taxonomy places the organism in Eukaryota, Fungi, Ascomycota, Sordariomycetes, Hypocreales, Nectriaceae.
AUGAGUGACAGUCUUUGUCUCAACGACGGCUCCCUUGGACCUGGCGUCCGGGGAUGUCGUGGGGAUUUCGACUUUACGCAAAAGUUUGAACGUGUUUUUCUGCAGAUUAUUCCUGCUGCUGUUUUUGUGGCGGCUGCUUUUGCGCGUGUGGUUGUUCUAUCGCAGAGAUCUAGGAUUGUUGGGGGUCUUGUUUUGCAGUCACUCAAGGCCGUGAGAACUCACGGUAUUGUUCAUGACUUGUCACUGGCCGGUUCAUGCCUUACCUUUGUCGCUUCGCUGUUUGCCGUCGCGUUGUCGUAUACCGAACACUCAACUGCCCGACGACCGUCGACGUUACUCGCUGUUUACAUUCUCCUAACAUUGCUCUUCGACAUCGUGCAAGCUCGGACGGCAUGGCUCAUCAUCACCAACUCGCAUCAAACCAUCCAAGCGCGCCUCUUUACCGCGUCCAUCGUCGUCAAACUUGUGGUGCUGUGCCUUGAAACCAUCCCAAAGACAAGAUGGAUUCACUGGAAUGCGGAUGAACACAGCCCGGAAGAAUCGAGCAGUGUGCUUAGUCUAGGUGUUUAUGCUUGGUUGAACAAGCUAUUCUUGCGAGGAUAUCGCGAUGUCAUGGACAUUGACGACCUAUACCCCCUUGACGAGGGUAUGGCUGCUGGAAAGCUUUACAGCCGGUUCUCAAACAAGAUUCGGGCUCACAAGUACCCCAAUGAGCCCAACUCGGGCUUAUUAAAAGACCUGUGUAGAACACUCACAGGCCCGUUCCUCUACCCCGUCGCUCCUCGAAUCGCCCUCAUCGCCUUUAAAUUCUGUCAACCUUUCUUCAUCGACGCAACCCUCGAGUUCCUCCAACUACCUGAGACACCUUCAACAAACAACAUCGGCUACGGCUUGAUCGGCGCCGUCUUUCUCCUCUACUCCGGCAUCGCCCUCUCAUAUGCCUUUUACGGGUACUACAGACAAAAGGCACUCACCAUGAUUCGAGGUUGUCUUUGUGCUGUGGUAUAUCGCAAGACUACAGAGAUGAAGUUGACUUCGGCUGAUGACUCUGCUGCCUUGACCCUCAUGAGCACUGAUAUUGAUCGAGUGCUUCACGGCGCUGAGGCGGCUCAUGAGCUUUGGGCCAACACGAUUGAGGUUUCUGUCGGAUGCUGGCUUUUAUACAACAAGGUCGGAGUGGCUUUCGUCUCGCCUCUCGUCAUCAUAAUCAUCUGUGGCGCUAUACUCGGAUGGAUUCUGGCUCUUGUCGGCAAAAGACAGAACGAGUGGAUGCAACGGAUCCAGAACAGAGUCGGGCUCACAGCCAACGCCAUAUCCCACAUGAAGCUCUACAAGAUCUCGGGCAUAACCGGUCCAGUAGCAGAUCUGAUCCAGAGCCUGCGCGUGGGUGAGCUCAAGGUCGGCAAUAGCUUCCGUCUGCUAAUGAUCCUCGCCGCCGUCUUGGGUUUCGCACCUCUCGCCCUGUCGCCCGUCGUCACGCUCGCGUUUACGUCUGCGUCCCUCGGCGUCAGCACUAUUUUUACUUCUCUAUCUUACAUUAUCCUUCUGAGCUCGCCGUUGAUCAACAUGUUCCAGAAUCUUCCUCGGGUCCUUGCUGGCUUGACUUGUACGACGAGGAUUCAAAAGUUUCUUGUCGAGGAGUCUCGGACUGACUUUCGCAAUCGACAUGAUCUUCAUUCCACUUCGUCCAGCUCGGAAAAGACUCAAGAUGAGUCGGAGGGUUCUGCCCUGGCUUUUUCUGUCGAGAACGGGUUCUUUGGCUGGGGUGGUGAGAAGACGACCUUGAACCAGAUCAACUGCUCCAUCCCAGCCCACAAGCUCACCAUCGUGGUUGGUGAAGUCGCCUCGGGAAAGACGACAUUUUGCAAAGCUCUACUAGGAGAAGUUCCCGUCUCAUCUGGAACCAUUGGAACCUUCUUCCCCUCGUCUCGAAUUGGAUACUGCGAACAAAACCCAUUCCUCUACAACGCCACCUUCAAGGAGAAUAUCAUCGGCCAUUGCGCGUUUGACCAGAAGAAAUACGACGAGAUCAUUGAGGCUACUAUGCUCAGUGUCGAUGUUGCUCUCUUGCCAGAGGGUCAUAAUACCAAGAUCGGGAGCAACGGCAUCAUGCUCAGUGGUGGUCAGAAACAACGUGUCUCUGUUGCCCGCGCUCUGUACUCUGAGGCCGAUGUUAUGAUCUUUGACGAUGUACUGAGUGGUCUUGAUAACGAUACAGAAACCGAGCUGUUUCGUCGUGUCUAUGGACCAGGCGGUAUUACUCGCCGAAGAAACGUCACAGUUGUGAUUUGCACGCAUUCAGUUAGACAUCUGCCUACCGCUGACCACAUCAUCGCUCUCGGUUCCGGAGGCACUGUCAUCGAACAGGGUACAUUCUCCGAGUUGAUGGAAAACAACAAAUACGUCCACAGUCUCGGGGUCAAGCACGGAGGCACCGAUACCCCAUCAACCGUAGAGAGCGUCAAAGAGCAAGCCGACACUGUCACCGUACCCCCUUCGAAAGCUAUCAAGACCGAGCUAGACGACAAGUCGAGACAGCAAGGCGACUGGUCCAUCUACACACACUACUUCAAGAGUGUUGGGUUCCCGGCGGCUUUCACAGUCAUCUUUGCGGGCAUCAUUUCUGGCACUGAACUCCACAAACGCGCCAUCACGACGGUCGUAGCAGCACCAUUGAGGUUCUUCACCACCACCGACUCUGGCAUUGUGACGAACUUGUUUUCGCAGGACAUGACUCUUCUAGACAAUGACUUGCCUCUGGCUCUCACAAACUUUACGCUUGAUAUGGCUGAUUCAAUGGGUAUGGCGGCAGUCAUUGCGUCUGCGUCGCCGUAUCUCGCAGUGGGAUAUCCUUUUCUGUUCAUCAUUCUGUAUUUUGUGCAGAAAUUUUACCUGCGAACUUCACGACAGGUUCGACUUUUGGAUCUCGAGGCCAAGAGCCCGCUAUACACGCACUUUACAGACACCAUCAAGGGUGUCGCUACCAUCCGAGCCUUUGGCUGGCAAGACCUCGAUAUUUCCCACAACCACCAUCUCCUCGAUACAUCUCAGAGACCCGCUUACCUGCUCGGCGCGAUCCAACAGUGGCUCAUUUCUACCCUUCACCUCGUUGUCACGGGCCUCGCCGUCCUCCUCAUCGCACUGUCGACUCAAAUGCGAAGCAAUGCAGGAAUCACAGGUGCUAGUCUCGUUUCUCUGCUUUCAUUUAGUGACUCGGUCACAAACUUGAUUCGAAGCUACACUCUUCUCGAGACGUCACUUGGAGCAGUGGCUAGACUUCGGUCGUUUAGCGAAAAUGUGAAGCCAGAGGAUCAGCCUGGAGAAGAUGUUGAGCCACCUGAGAGCUGGCCUCAAAGUGGAAACAUUGAGAUCAACGACGUUUCAGCCUCGUACGAGCCCGAGUCUCUGAACGAAGACAGUGUUGUUAUUGGGUCACCGGCCAAGCUUGCCUUGAGAAACCUUAAGCUGAGCAUCACUCCGGGGCAGAAAGUUGCCAUUUGCGGCCGAACAGGAAGUGGGAAGUCAACGAUGAUUCUUCUCUUGCUCCGACUUCUCGAUCCUCUCCAGUCUUGCUCGAGAAACAUGGAGAUUGACGGUCUCCCCCUACACCAGAUCGACCGAUCAACUCUCCGAAAGCGUAUCAUGGCGAUCCCUCAGGAUGCUGUUUUCCUCCCCGACGGCAGCUCCAUCAAGGCCAACAUCGACCCUCUAAAUGGAGCCACAGAGUCCGAAUGCGCCCAAGUUCUCGAUGCGGUGCGCCUCUCGGGCUUCAUCGGAGACCGCGGCGGUCUCAACGCUGGUAUGAGCGCCGACGAUCUAAGCGCAGGCCAGAAGCAGCUCUUCAGUCUCGGCCGGGCAAUCCUUCGACGCCGCGUAAGAGACAGACUCGCAGGAAGUGAAAAGAGAGGCGGUCUACUCCUCUUGGACGAAGUGAGCAGCAGCGUCGACAAGGCGACAGACAGGGCGAUGCAGGAGAUUAUCCGUGAUGAGUUUGAGAGCUACACCAUCGUCAUGGUUUCUCACCGGCUGGAGAUGGUCAUGGACUUUUUCGAUAGGGUUAUCGUACUUGAUAAGGGCACUGUGGUGGAAUCGGGUGGCCCGAGAGAAUUGGUUGAUACACCUGGAAGUCGUUUUGGUGAGCUCUGGGGGAUUGAGCAUGACGAUGCUGGAAGCAGUCAGCAAUAGUU